This is a messenger RNA of Stereum hirsutum FP-91666 SS1, 3216 nucleotides long. Its product is annotated as Pet127-domain-containing protein. Gene Ontology annotation, cellular component: mitochondrion; mitochondrial envelope. NCBI's taxonomy places the organism in Eukaryota, Fungi, Basidiomycota, Agaricomycetes, Russulales, Stereaceae. Bases 43 to 3144 code for a protein of 1033 amino acids. Gene Ontology annotation, biological process: mitochondrial RNA 5'-end processing. The record is from RefSeq and is a predicted model, not a curated record. The transcript is spliced from 10 exons.
UCGACUUUGACGGUGAGCAAACUCUGUCUACGCUGCGCUCAGAUGAAAGCUCUGCAACGCUCCUGCUCUCGACGACUCUUCACAUCACAUUUCAACCACUCGCCUAGUCUCGGCUCCAGCUCUGCGUUGUUCCACUCGUCUUCACCACUCUCCAAGCGCAAGAAAUCUGCUCCUGUACCCGAAACAGACACUGCACCUAGCAGUAACAAUGGGACGACUACACCUGCGGCAGCCGCUAGCGAGCGCCUUCGCAACAUCAUGGUCGAGGGCAGCCUUUCGGACGAAGAUCCCAGUGUCCUCUCCCAGUCAGAGCUCGCCUUUGGGGGAAGUUAUGAUCGUUCCGGUCAUGUACUCGACAUGCUCAAGGAUGGCAAAAUGAAACAGACACCCAAAGACAAACAGAAGGCCAAAGACAAGAAAGGCCCGCCCAAACCUCAAGAGCCCCAAACACUCACAAAACAUCAAAGGAAGAAGCUGAGGAGGAAGCUCAAGAAAAACUUGUUAUCCCAGCAGUUAGGAGACCAUAUGAUAGAUCGACAGAAGAGCGCAUCGAGUCAGUCGAUAACGCGGAAGGAGUUAAUGGGUACUGAGUCUGGGUCGAGGGAUUCUUCAGUCGCAUCGGUCGAGACUGGAAGAAUUCGUGAUAACCUGAGCAAAGACCGGGCUCCUCACCUUCCACGCACUCUGCUCUACACGCGACGCGUCGAAGGCAUCGUUCCGCCUAUGGAUACCUCGAUCUUACAAGACACUCUCCCUCCAAGCGAGCACAACCCCAUUGCACAACUCAGCCAUAACCUUGAUCGUGUACUCUUCAACCCCGGCGUACAUCUACUUCGAGACUUCCGUACGCAGGUGUAUAACUUCUCAUCCUACCUUGAGAAGCUUCCACCACCGCAGGAUUUCGCAUUCGAGCGUUUGGCUGGUUUUAUUCCCAGUUCGCGUGAUGAGGAUUUACGCACAAUUGCCACUCGAGAAGGAAGGACGUUCGCUGGAUCAACGUCUUCUCUGUCUGGUCUUCUCAGUCAUAUAUAUUUCCUUAUUUCGUCGGAUAAGGAUGUGAACACAACGAGUCUGAGCAGGCAUUUCCAGUACGAGCCAACUACCUUUACGCCGGGUCAGCGUAUGCCUGCUGGUGUUGUGCUCAACUACUUUGACGGUGUCUACACAAUCGACUCUGAUAAGUUGAAUGACAUCUCAGAGAAGAAUGUGUUGACGUGGAUGGGCACACUGAUGGAGAACUUCUUCACGAAGACCCCGGAGGAGUUCGAACGUUUCACGCGCAAGUCAGAAAACCCCUUCGUCCCCGAAGGUGAAGGUGGCAAGCCUAAGCGCGAAGCAUACCGUUACGCUAUGUCAGAUAAAUUCGUCAUGCGCUCGCAACUCGAUUGUGUAGAUCCUCGGCUUCCCGGCACGGGCGUCUUCGACCUCAAGACUCGCGCAGUGUAUCCCAUUCGUCACGAUAACAUAAAUUACGACGCGUAUGUUGGAUAUACACUGAAGGCGAUCCAGGGUCCGUUGGACAGUUUCGAAAAGGAGUACUAUGACAUGAUCAGGUCGGCGUUCCUCAAAUAUCAGUUCCAAUGUCGGAUAGGUAACAUGGACGGCGUCUUCGUCGCGUAUCACAACAUAGAGCAGGUCUUCGGUUUCCAGUACAUACCGCUUUCGGAAAUGGACGAUAGGUUGUUCGGGGCCGAAGGGAGAGGUGACAGGGUGUUCGAGAAGUGCGUGAAGCUGCUAGAGGUCCUCGUCACAGAGGCGGCGGAACACUUCCCGAGGCAGUCAAUACGGAUGCUAGCCGAGAAGCAGGACAAGAAGGACGUGAUGAACAUUUUCCUCCAGCCUGCUCUUUGGGACAAGGAAACACAGGGGGACAUUCCCACCGUUCAACUUGACGUCUCCGUAAGCAACUAUAGCGGAGACAACGAAGUCCGCGGUUCAUCGGCGGUGUCCAAGACCGAAGAUCCUUGGACAAUCCUCUGGGCCAUCUCCACUGCGGCCCUCCCACCACGCGAAAUCGAGCAGAACAUGAGCAUGGCCCGGAUGCGCCAGUUCAGAUACAUGCUCCUCCCCACUGGCGCUACUCUAGCGGACGCAGAAGAGCGUUGGCAUAAGUUCUUGAACUUUGGGGGUGCAGAACCGCCGGAUUUGGCUAGUGCGGUGCCGUUUGUGCCGGAGAAUUGGAUGGAGGCGACGAAGAGCAUUCAGCAGUUGAGGGAGAUGGCGAGGGAGGCAUUGCUGGCGAAGGAGAGGAAGGAGGUGGGGAUUGUGGAAGGGGCUCAGGGACAGGGGGUAGAACAGGGGGAGGGCAGGACGGAGUUUAAGAGGUUGGGUGACGAGUCGGAGGAGAUGAAGAGGUUGAAUAAGGCCUGGCAACGGAGACAGAAAUUGUUGGCGCUCGGGAAAACGCUCUCGUCGGACCGUCAGCUGGGACAAACUCAAGAGCCGGUGAAUUCGAACGCGGAUGGCACGAAGGAGCAGGCUGAGAAGAGGGGGGUCAUCGGGCCGGCCAUGCUGUAUGAAGAUGGAAAAGAGUCGAAUCGGGCGGGUUUUAUGGAGUUCGUGGCGCAGUUAAAGCAGAAGGGGCUUGACAGUUUGGCGGAGGCGGAGGAAUCUGUGAAAGAGGGAGGUGCUGCUGAGGAUAUCCUUGAUACACCGGCUACUUCGACCACGGAUGCAGAGCUCGCGCCUCUCGCGGAAACCUCGGUGAAAUACUUCGAAGAGAAAUCCUCCCAUCCAGAGACUUCGUCGCUUCAAGACAAAGCUUCCUCCUCGUCAGACCAACAAACGUCUUCUUCCUCCGACACAUCUUCGACGGUGGAUCGUUCGACGCCUAGUACCGAGGCCACACACUCUAACGUGGUUUCUAGUAACAAUGUCUCGGCACCUUCGGAAGAUCAACCAUUGUCCGCUGCCGCGACGGAGAAGGAACCAUCGGAGGUUAUCGAGGAGGUUGAUGGUGAGGAUGUGCCGCUCAGCGAUUCGAAGGUCACGGAUGGAGAGCCUCUUCAGUCUCCAGUUGUCGAGAAGGCUGAUGAUCAGGAGCCGCCUCGAGCAGAGAGCCCUCAAGUAGCUACCGCCUCUCCGAUAUCACCUGCAUCCUCGUCGCCUUCACCGACCCCAGAGCCUAAGGAAGGAUCGUCAUGAUCCUGCUUCCCCAUACGCUUUCUCUUGCAUUGUUUGUUACAUGCUCAUUUUUACCACACAUACAAUCACCAC